UCGCCCACGCAGCCGCUCUCCUCUCCGUCUCUCUCUCUCUCCCACACCCCUCUCUCUUCCCCUCCCCGAUCUCCCCCAAUCCGACCAGACCAGCAGGCACCUUCGACUCGAGCGGAGCAGGCGAGGCGGAGGCGGAGAUGGCGCUGCGACGGGCGCUCCUCAGAUCGGCCGAGAUCUCCCCCGACCGCAAGGCAGCAGUUGAGUACUUUCAUUCACUAUCAAGGGCACAGCCUGCUCGUUCUUUCAAUGGUGCUGGCCUCUGCCCUGCUAGCAGAUCAUUUAGUACCCAGGCUGCUACAACAUCAAGCACACCACAGCCUCCACCACCACCUCCCCCUCCAGAGAAGACUCACUUCGGUGGCCUCAAAGAUGAGGACCGCAUUUUUACGAACCUCUAUGGUCUGCAUGACCCUUUUCUGAAAGGUGCAAUGAAGAGGGGUGACUGGCAUAGGACCAAGGAUUUGGUGCUUAAGGGGGCAGACUGGAUAGUUAAUGAAAUGAAGAAAUCAGGUCUCCGGGGACGUGGAGGUGCAGGUUUCCCCUCCGGUCUCAAGUGGUCCUUUAUGCCCAAGGUUUCAGAUGGACGUCCUUCUUAUCUUGUUGUUAAUGCUGAUGAGAGUGAACCUGGAACUUGCAAAGAUAGAGAAAUCAUGCGUCAUGACCCCCACAAGCUUCUGGAAGGAUGCCUUAUUGCUGGAGUUGGAAUGAGGGCAUCAGCUGCUUACAUCUACAUUAGAGGUGAAUACGUGAAUGAGCGUCUCAACCUUGAGAAAGCCCGGCAGGAAGCAUAUGCAGCUGGACUUCUUGGUAAGAAUGCUUGCGGAUCUGGUUAUGAUUUUGAUGUGCAUAUUCAUUUUGGUGCUGGUGCGUACAUCUGUGGUGAAGAGACUGCCCUACUGGAGAGCCUUGAAGGGAAGCAGGGCAAACCUAGGUUGAAGCCGCCUUUCCCAGCCAAUGCUGGGCUUUAUGGCUGCCCCACUACUGUGACAAAUGUUGAAACUGUGGCUGUAUCCCCAACAAUUCUUAGGCGUGGUCCAGAAUGGUUUGCAAGCUUUGGGCGCAAGAACAACUCUGGAACCAAACUCUUCUGUAUCUCAGGGCAUGUGAACAAACCUUGCACCGUGGAGGAGGAAAUGAGCAUACCUCUGAAGGAGUUGCUCGAGAGGCACUGUGGGGGUGUGAGGGGAGGAUGGGACAACCUGCUUGCAGUUAUUCCUGGUGGUUCAUCUGUUCCCCUUUUACCAAAACACAUAUGUGAUGAUGUGUUGAUGGACUAUGAUGCACUGAAGGCUGUGCAGUCUGGAUUGGGUACUGCAGCGGUCAUCGUGAUGGACAAAUCUACGGAUGUUGUUGAUGCAAUUGCUAGGCUGUCAUACUUCUACAAGCAUGAGAGUUGUGGGCAGUGCACGCCAUGCCGGGAGGGCACACCCUGGCUGUGGAUGAUCAUGGAGAGGCUCAAGGUUGGUAACGCGAAGCUGGAGGAAAUCGAUAUGCUUCAGGAGGUCACAAAGCAAAUCGAAGGGCAUACUAUCUGUGCCCUUGGGGAUGCUGCAGCAUGGCCUGUGCAGGGGCUUAUCAGGCACUUCAGGCCGGAGCUGGAAAGGAGGAUCCAUGAGCGAGCUGAAAGGGAGCUGGUGGCGGCUUCUGCAUGAUAUGCCACCAUGUCGCCCCUGUACUAGUUUCCUGAUUUCUUUACUUAAAUAAUGCAAACUGGAGGAGCUCAUUUCUAUGUAAGGAAAUGCAGCUUUCUUGAUUUCUUUAAACCUUCACAUGGAUGUUUAUUUGAUGCACUCAAGCAGCUGGUGAAUUUUGAUGGACUAGAUAAUCUUUUCAAAGUACAAACGAACUUGAUCAUUGUACCAUGUAUGCUACAUGAUCCAUCAUAAUGUUAGUGUGGAUGUGUAUGUCUA
Messenger RNA from Panicum hallii, 1910 nucleotides. RefSeq names its product NADH dehydrogenase [ubiquinone] flavoprotein 1, mitochondrial. NCBI's taxonomy places the organism in Eukaryota, Viridiplantae, Streptophyta, Magnoliopsida, Poales, Poaceae. The coding region runs from base 138 to 1652 and encodes 504 amino acids. The record is from RefSeq and is a predicted model, not a curated record. Gene Ontology annotation, molecular function: NADH dehydrogenase (ubiquinone) activity; NAD binding; FMN binding. Gene Ontology annotation, biological process: mitochondrial electron transport, NADH to ubiquinone. The transcript has 2 exons.